AUGCCUGAACUAGGAUUAACACUCAAAAAUGCACCACUAUUCACCAACUGCAUGACAUGGUCAAAACAUGGUCAAGCUGCCAUCACAGUAUCCAACGACAUACAUAUUGUCACUCCAUCACUCACGGAGAAAGACUGCAUGGCUCUUACUUCGCUCACUAUAAACCAUCUUACUUUAAAUAUUCCUUCAGUACCGAGAGGAUUGGUUGCAAGUCAACCCAUUCCCAUGAUUUCACCUGCUAGUUGCCAAGACGUCAUUGGAAAACAGACUCAUAGAGGAUUGAUGCUCAACUACUCUUUGCCUGAAUCGUUUCGUUGUGCAGUGUGGUCACCACUCGGACUAUCAAAAACUUUUACGCAAGUAAAUUGCUAUUUGACAACUUACGAGUUGAUUGCGGAUUCAAUCUAUUCCUUGUCUGGGUUUUUGUUGAUGUGUCUGCUAUUGGUAGUAACUACGCAUUUUCGGGUAUCGCUUGUUCAAGCAAUAAAUGAUCCUGCAACGGGCGAGUGGGCGUGUGCUGCAGAUAUGUCAGAGACUGUUACAAAGUACUAUACUGAAAAAUGUCCCGAUAUAGCUGUUUUACAUGUUCAAACAAUUUCUGCAAGUUGGUCUGAUCGUGUCGGUCCUCAAAACGUAUCAUUUAUUGCAUUGGGAAGUGAAAGUGGAGCAGUAUCUGUAUGGAGGUUUGAUUCACUUGACGAGAUUAAUCCAUGUUUAUGGUUUCAAGCAUGCAAAUCUCGUAUAACGACUACAGAAUUUUCUCAAUGGAUCGAAUCAGCACACAAUUCAUCCAUUGUACAACUUGCAACAUCGACAGUGGAUGGAAGUGUGCACAUACAUCAAAUUCAAUAUGAACACGAUACAAAAGAAAUAAUUUUACUUGGUAGCAGAUGUGUGCUAGAUCCUGGUUCCGGGCUAGUUACAGUCUGUCGGUUUUCUCCUUUUGUAGAUAAAAAGUCGUUUUUACUCAUGGUUGGCCGAGGACGAUGGAUUCAUUUGUGUACUUUGGAUCAGGCGUCUACCUCUCUACUACUCCCUACAUGGGAAUCCAUAUCCAGCAUUAUAUGGACUCGCGACCCAAGCUAUCUCCGUAUCUAUACUACAGAUGGAAAAUGUAUUGCUGUAUCUAUUGUACAAUCUGAUAUUGAUUUGAAAUUAACACCUACAAUCGUUCAAGACCACUCCCAUGCACUGCUCCUUGAAUCUUUUCCCUAUGUUCAAAAAGUAUCAAAUGACGUUGAAACUAUGGUUGAGCACUCCAAAGCAUCACAUAUUGAAAACACCGAUAUAAACAAUGAUGAUGACGACAUGAGCCAAUUUUCAGAGGAUUUGCCAAUGGGUAGUCUUACCGAUCGAUUGAGACUGCAGGUAUUCGGUGCAGCACACUCUAUGUAUGGAUAUCAAGAUAUCGUGUUGAUUAUUUGCGAUGCUCGUAUUUCACAAUUGUACAAGACUGACACUCGUUCCAUAUCAAAUGCUAUAAUCUGGACACCUCCUGAUACCUUUUUUCAAAAUCGUCCAAUUCAAGUCACGCCCGAGUCUAUUGCAAUGCUUGUAGAUCCUAAGCAAUUCGAAAUAUCAACACCACAGUGUAAAGCAUGGGGAAUGAUACAAGAAACGAUAGGUGAAGGUGUCAAAAUGCUAACACUAUCAGACUCUCUUGGUUUUUUUUCGAUUAUUCAAUACCUGGAAAGUACUUAUAUAAUGGCUGAUCAUCCAACAAUAGAUGGCAUAGAAUCAUUGUUUAAUGAUCCAGGAAUAAACGCACUUCGAGCCAUUGUAAACAUAUUGAGUAGCACGUCUCAACUAUGGAUGAUUUCUCCUGACGCAGAAAGCAUUAAUGAAUCACUGGUUGCCAAAAUCCACACACUAUGUGGACACUACAUUCAAAGUUUUGCCAUAUCCACUAAAUUCCUGUACGACCAGUUGACAGAUGUGGAUAUCCAGCUUGCUCGCCAUAUUUUCAAAGUGGCAGUUAGCUUUGCACAUGAUAGUCAAGCCGAAAAUACUGUAUCGUCGACUUCAAAUACGAUUGACAUAUUCAAAUUAGUUUUAGGUGAUGAUGUAAGCACUGAUGAUGAUUUGAAAGCAGGAUUGGUAGAAGCAUGUCCAGCUUGUGAAAGUCCUAUACCUGUCGAUGAUACUGCCAUUAGUCAACCAUGCGUAAAUGGGCAUGCAUGGGGACGAUGUGCAUUGACGUUCAAGCUGAUUGGUACACCGAAUAUUAUAUCGUGUUUGGGAUGCAAGCGUGGACAGCUUUGGUUGGACCCAGAAAAAGGACCGUUACAUGCAGCUAUUCAUUCGAUUGAAAUGUGUAUUUACUGUGGCGAUCGAUUUCGUGGACCUAAUCUUGCAUUAAUUUAA
This is a messenger RNA of Batrachochytrium dendrobatidis JAM81, 2364 nucleotides long. RefSeq lists its product as uncharacterized. Gene Ontology annotation, molecular function: histone acetyltransferase activity; protein binding. Bases 1 to 2364 code for a protein of 787 amino acids. NCBI's taxonomy places the organism in Eukaryota, Fungi, Chytridiomycota, Chytridiomycetes, Rhizophydiales. The record is from RefSeq and is a predicted model, not a curated record. Gene Ontology annotation, cellular component: transcription factor TFIIIC complex. The transcript is spliced from 11 exons. Gene Ontology annotation, biological process: transcription initiation at RNA polymerase III promoter.